Molecule: messenger RNA, 1512 nt
Organism: Spirodela intermedia
Lineage: Eukaryota; Viridiplantae; Streptophyta; Magnoliopsida; Alismatales; Araceae
Source: the annotation of a GenBank genome assembly
AUGGAAGGGAUGCUCUGCGACGAGCUGUUGCAGGAGAUCAUGCGAAGGCUGCCGGCCUCCGCCCGGCCGGCGGCGUCUCUGGUCUCCAAGCGGUGGCUGACACUUCUCCGCUCGUCCAUCCCGUCGCUGUCUCUGUGCCUGCCCUGCGGCUCUGCCCUCUCCUCCGCCGGUGUUGCCCCAAUUUCCUCCAUACUCAGCCGCUACUCUUCUCUCUCCACCCUCACCCUCGUCCUGCACGCGUCGUCGUCUUCAUCCUCUGGUUGCCCUAAUCCUUCCUUUUCCUCCGACGCCGUCCUCCUCUCCCUCUCUGACUGCGCUUCCUCCCACCUCCCCCAUCUCCGGCACCUGCGCCUUCUCGCCGGACCUGUGUCUACCUCCGUUCUCUCGGCUCUGCCCCUCUCGUCCCCUCUGCGGCGGCUGGCGUCCCUCCAGCUCUCCUCCCUCCGCCCCCUCUCCUUCCGAUGGCUUCUCCAAUUCCCCUUCCUCCGCGACCUCUCCAUCCACGACUGCAGCAGCUUCUCGGCAGCGGCAGCGGCGGCGGCGCCGUCCUCGGCAGGAAUCCUUGGAGGAAUACCAAAUCAGCAGAUGACGAACGGAGAAGAAGAGGAAGAAGAAGAAGCGGAAGGGAAAGAGAUCGCUCUGAAUUACCUCUCCCUGGCCGGCAUCCGCGCCGGCGACCACGGCGUCGGUUGGCUCUGGCGGCGCUGCCCCAACCUCCAGAGACUUCAUCUCCGCAGCUGCGAGGGCACCGGCGACGGUCCGUCCUCCCGCUUCUUCGCCCUCUGCCUCCAAAAUCUCCGGGAAGUCGAGCUUCGAACCUGCCGCGCCAUCGCCGACACCGUCCUCCUCCUCAUCGCCGACCACUGCCGAUCCCUCUCCACCCUCGUCCUCUACGAUGGCGGCAGCCGCGACGGCCUUCACCACUUCAUCCGGCGGUGCGGCUCGGCCCUGCGAACCCUAGACCUUCGUCUCCCUCUUGACCUCGAUAAUGGCCACCUCGUUGCCUUCGGGGAAAACUUCCGGUCCUUGGCCUGCCUCAGGCUUCAGAGCUGCUGCCUGAUCACCGGAGACGGGCUCCGGUCGCUCGCACGGGCGGCGGCAGGAGCCGCCAUUGAAGAGCUGGUUCUGGUGAACUGCGACGUCGUGGAGAGGGAACCAGGGUUGUUGACCUUCCUAGGGCAGAGCCUCAGGAGGCUGAGGAAGCUCGACCUGUCGCACAACGAGCUGCUGCUGGACAAGGAGCUGGGGGCCAUGCUGGCCUCCUGCGGCAACCUGGUAGAGAUCAAGCUGAGGGGUUGCAAGGGCCUCACAGAUGCCGUGAUGCCCUCCAUUUUCAGGUUCUGUGCUCUCCUGGAAGCCCUCGAUGUCACCCGGUGCCAGGGGAUCUCUGCAAAAGGUGUGGAGUUCCUGAUCCUCAGCUCUCCGCGUCUGAGACAGAUCCAUGUCGAGGAGGCCAAGGUCUCUGAAUCCGCCUACAUCUGGGCUUCAAGGAGGAUGAUCCAGGUCUACUAA